Molecule: messenger RNA, 5471 nt
Organism: Dromiciops gliroides (monito del monte)
Lineage: Eukaryota; Metazoa; Chordata; Mammalia; Microbiotheria; Microbiotheriidae
Product: sterile alpha motif domain-containing protein 9-like
Exons: 2
Coding region: 97-4848 (1583 amino acids)
Cellular component (GO): cytoplasm
Molecular function (GO): protein binding
Source: RefSeq, a predicted model, not a curated record
AUUAUCUUGAGCUGCCCUGAGCACAUUACCUAUGGAUUCUGAUUGCUAGAAGGUUUUGUGAAAUGGGAUAUAGAAAAUAAAGAUACAUAUAUCAAAAUGGCUGGACAACUGAAUCUACCUGAAAACCCAGAUGACUGGACACCUGAAGAUGUUUAUCAGUGGGUAACAGGAAAACUUAAGCUUGACUCCAAAUAUGGGGAGAUCUUGAAAAUGGAAGAAAUGAAUGGAAUGAGUUUAAAACAAUGCAUUAAACAGGAUCUUAUUGACAUGGGCAUAAAACAUGGACCUGCCCUUCAAAUAAUAAAUAUGUUUAAGAAAUUGAACUCUGAAUAUUUUAAGCAGACAUUGGAAGAAAAAGAUGGCCAAAAAACUGAAGACCAAUGUGUGACAGAGGAGAAAAAUAGGAAAAGAAAAAGGAAUCAAACAGACCCAAAGACAGACACUAGCACCAAAUCCAAGGAUGUCUGUGAAUCAUCAGAGGUCAAGCCUGCUAAAGAAACUGAAAAUGACCCUAAGGAAACAAAGGAUGAUCUGCCACGCCCAGGGCGGCCAUGUUCACCAUAUCCUUUUGACAACUUCCAUAAAAGCUUUUGGUACAAAGAGCAUGAUAUUAUUAUCCAACCCGAAACAGGGUUACUCAAUCUUAUCGAUCCAGUCCAUGAGUUUAAGGCUCUGACUGAAACAGAGGGAGCCACAGAGAAUGACAUCAAGAUGAAAUUUAGCAAUGAAGUCUUUCGAUUUGCUUCAGCCUGCAUGAAUUGCCGCACCAAUGGCACUAUCCAUUUUGGAGUAAAGGACAAACCUCAUGGAGAAAUUGUUGGAGUGAAACUCGGUGGGGAAGAUAAAAGUGCAUUUGUUGACCACCUCAAUAAGAAGAUCGAGGACUAUUUUGGUAAGGAGGAUGUUAGGGAAGCAAAGCAGUGCAUCAGGCCACCAAGGUUUGUAGAGGUCUUGUUGAAGAACAAUACCACAUCUGAUAGAUUUGUCAUUGAAGUAGACAUCAUUCCAAAACACUCCAUUUGUGAAAAAAAAUAUUUCCCAAUUAAGAUGCAAACUUGUAAAGGAAACAAAUGGGAGAAAGCUACGGAAUUCUCUCUGUUCGUGAGGGAUGGUGCUAGUUCUAAAGACAUCUAUGCUAAUCCAAAGCAAAAAGAUGGACAUUUUAAAGUGUUUUUAUCAAAUUUAGAAUCACUGGAUAAAUCCAGAAAAGCCGAAGAAGACUUUCAACCAAAAGAAGCAAAAACAGAAAGCGAGGGAAGAAAACUGGUUCAUCUUCUCACAGGAGACCAAGACUUAGAUAAUUCAUACUAUGACUGGUACAUUCUAGUGGUAAAUAAGUGCCAUCCAAAUCAAAUUGAGUACCUGGACUUCCUAAAGGAAAUGAGAUGGUUUGCUGUGUUAGAGUUUGAUCCUGAAUCUUUGAGCAAUGGGGUUGCCAAAGCUUACAGAAAGACUCGAGCAGCCAAUCUUCACUUCCCAAAUCAAUACCAAGACAAUACAACUUCAGUUAAUGAAAAAAUUGAAAAUCUGAAUCUUUUUAAGCAACCCAGCUGGAUCUUCUGCAACGGCAGGUCAGACAUAAGCACAGAAGAAUAUCAACCUUUAGAACUUAGUUCAUGGUUUAAAAAGAGAGCCACUAAAGUCCGGAAAUUAAUUUCAUUUCUUACAUGUGAAGACAUAAUGCAACCUGGGAAGUUUUUAGUCGUGUUUCUAUUGCUGUCCCCAGUAGAGGAUCCUAGAGAUCCUUUUAUUGAGACAUUUUCUACUUUCUACCAAGAAUUAGGAGGAAUGGAAGACAUACUGUCUAUCUCGGUAGAUCCACAAAUAGGUUCACGAUGGAAAGAACUUUUGGAAUUCAGAUUCUCAACUACCGACCUCACAAACAGAUGCAUUACUACUUUAAGUCUUGAACAGUUAAAUGGCACUAUUCUUUCACUAAAACCUCAGACAGAAUCUCCUUCAAGAUUUUUGCCAUCAAAUGGCUCUUUGAUUGUUCUUCAGAAAAAAGAUGAAGACUCUCUGACAGCAUUGGAAAUCCUCUGUGAAAAUGAAUGCAAAGGUACAAAAAUAGAGAAAGACAAAACUAAAUUCACUGAAUUCCAGAAAUCCCAAGAUGAAUAUUUUUAUCUCGGUGGGAAAGUUUCAUGGUGGAAUUUCUAUUUUUCCUCUGAAAACUAUUCUUCACCUUUUAUCAAAAGGGACAGUUAUAAAAAACUUGAAGAGAUGAUCCAAUCUUUAGCAAAUUCCCCUAGGGAAACCUGUGUAGAAGUAAUCAAUUUGUAUCAUCAUCCAGGCUGUGGAGGGACCACAUUAGCAAUGCAUAUUCUCUGGGAACUGAAGAAUAAAUUCCGAUGUGCUGUGUUGAAAAGUAAAACGUUAGACUUUGAAGAGAUUGGAACACAGGUGACAACUUUAGUCACUUAUUGCUCAGAGAACCACCACUACUUUCCUGUGCUCCUGCUGGUAGAUGAUUUUGAAGAACAAGAAACUGUGUCUGAUUUGCGCAAUCACAUUAACUCAGCCAUUGGCGAAGCCUAUAUUCGAUAUGAGACACCUUUAGUUAUCAUUCUGAAUUGCAUGAGAUCCCAGAGGCCAGAAAAGGAUGCUAAAAAUCCUGACAGUGUUGCAUUGAUAAACAAACUCUCUUGCACAGAACAAAGAGCAUUUGAUUCCAAGUUUCUGGAAAUUGAAAAGAAGCACCAAAAUUGUAGAGAUUUUUAUUCUUUUAUGAUCAUGAAAGAAAAUUUUGAUAGGAAAUAUAUUAAGAAUAUUGUGAAACACAUCCUGAAAGGGUUAAAUGUUGACAGCAAAGAAGGACAAUUGAUUUCUUUCCUGUCUCUGCUUAAUUCUUACAUUUCUGAUUCUGACAUCUCUGUGGUCCAGUGUGAGAAGUUCUUAGAAUUAACUAACCAGAGGGAAUAUUGGAGCCGAAGGUACUUAGAAGACAAAAUGGGAAAUUACUCCAUAAUUCUUAUCCAUACCAAAGAGAGAGAUCAUGGGAGGUAUGAAGGAGUCCGUAUCAUUCACCCCUUAAUUGCCAGACGCUGUUUAGAAGAAUUGAAAUUCACCUCUGAAAUGGCAAAGAGUGAUAUUGCACUGAAGCUACUAAAAGAAGAUGUAUUUUAUCAACCUGGAAUAAGAAGAGACAAAUUUGUACGGAUUGUGCAGAUGCUGCUGCUGAAAAGACAGAAGGAAUACAGUAAAGAAACAUUGAAUCCAAGGAAGGAUAUAAAUACUUUAUUUUCUCCUUUCAUUGUGGACAUCCAGAAGGAGGAAGGGAAUGAUCAGGUUCAGAAAGUCUUAAGUGAAGGAAUUAACAGAUUCGAGCAUUUUGCAUUGAUCUAUCAAGCCUUAGCAAGACACUUUUAUAUUAAUGAAAAUAAUUUUGAAGAUGCCAUUAAUUGGGCACAGAAAGCAAAGAAGAAAAGUCCAGGGAAUUCCUUUGUCUCUGAUACACUUGGUCAAGUCUAUAAAACCCAGUUUAUCUUCUAUAAGGAUAAAAUUCAGCAAGGGAGAAUUGUAUCUCCUCAGGAACUGGAAGGUCUCCUGAGUAUAGCAGUGAAGGCUUCAGAUGCCUUCAAAGAAUCACAGCAAGACAAUGAGAACAGAAACUAUGAAACUGGGCUGUAUCAGAGAUCUAAAAGGAAGGGGGGGAUGUAUAAUACAUCCUGUUACUUGGGAGAAAUAGAAGUUUGUGUGCAGAUAAUUCAGCUUCUAGAGAAAGUCCCCCUUUUUGGUGAAAGAAAUAAGUCACCUCGAGGGGUCAUCUUCCAACUCUUGUGUAGAAAGAAUGAUUUUCUAUUCGAACCUUCAAUUCAGCAGAAUGAAUAUUACCCAGCAAUCAAAAAGUAUGUUCAUUAUUUAAAUGAUCUUCAGCACCGUUUCAAAAUAACUUUUUCUACUCUUCAAGACUAUUUUUCUCUUCUGAAAGUAAAAGACAAUGAAAGGGAAAUCGUGGAAGAAAAAACCCAGGCUAAAAUGAAAGGGUUAUUCAGACAGUAUAUGACUAUACUUUCCAACCUAGAUAUUGUACAAUCAGUGGAGAACUCUUUUGGCAAAUCAUUCACAGAGGUGAAACACUGGAGAUAUUUGGAGGCCUCUAAUGCACUUAGGUUUUCUGGACUGCUGAAGUAUCUCACUGAAAAAGAGAAAAAUGCAAGUAAAAUGGAAAAGAUAGUCAAUAUAUACACAUUACUAAUAGAACAAACAAAUUCAAUGUGGACAAGGGAAAAACAGAAUUUCAUCUUGAGCAACAUAAUUCUUAAUUGUUUGAAACCCAAUUCAAAGGUCAUACAGCCCCUUGAUAAACUGAAAGGAAUGCUUCAAGAAGUCUUGCAACAAGUGGGGCCAAAUUACUCCUAUCCAGAUCCUUACUUCCUGGCCACCCUUUUGUUCUGGCCAGAAAACCAGCAACUGGAUCAGAAUUCCAGACAAAUAGGAAGGCAUAUCACAUCACUGAGAAGGUCCUUCGGGGAGCGGUAUGGUCAAAUGUGUAGGAUCAAGCAGCCACUCAUCCAUUUCUACCUUGGAAAGGACAAAGGCCUCAAUCAAUUCAUUCACAGAGAAAAAAUUGAGCAGUGUUUCCAGAAAGAGCUGGACUUAAGUGCCCUUUGGCAACGAGGAGACAUAUGGAGAGAAGAGAAAGUCAAAGAACUCUUGCUUCGUCUCAGCGGCAGGGUGGAAAAUGACUUGGUCUAUGUAGACCAUGGGACUAAAGAAAACUUGGAAAUCCCAGUGCAGCCUGAUUUCUUGGGUCAGCUAAGACGUGGCCGAAGCAUGGAAAGAGUUUCUUUUUACCUGGGCUUUUCCAUUGGAGGCCCAGUAGCUUGUGAUAUAAAAAUGAUUUAAAUUGAGCUUGUGAAAGCUCCUCAGUGUCAUAACCAGCUAGAUAGCCUGUUCAGUUAAGGUAGAUUCACCGCAGAUAUGCUGCUUUGAAGUUGUCUUUAGUGGUUUCUUCUGAACAUUUUCAUAGGAUUUAGAGCUGAAGUGAACCACAGGACCCAUCUACUCCAACCAUCUCAUUUUACAGAUGAGACAAAUGAAGGUCAGUGAGGGGAAGUCAUUUGCCUCAGGUCCCCUAGCUACUAGAUAGCAAAGCCAGUACUGGAAUCCAUUCCCAUCUUUCUGUCCACCAUGUUGCCUCCCCUAUCUUGCUUCCCAACUAGACCGUGAAUGCCUGCAGUAUAAGUACAAUUUCUUCAGUUUGCAGCUCACUUUCUCCAUAACCCAGAACUUUAUAUGAUAUUUACUUGACAUGUAGUUGGUUUUCUCUGUUCCUUUUAAGGAUUUAGGUAUUCAGGAAACAAAGGCGAAAGAUGAGGGAGUAGAAUUUGGUGGGGAAAAAUGGCAAAGAGAAGAUGUAUACCAUAACCUGAAGGACAGCAUCCACUGCAGAUUAAUCAGUAGCAAUAGAUCUUUUUAAUGUUUUUGUAAGACUUUUCUAGAAAUAAAUUUUCUACUAAAAAAAAAAA